Molecule: messenger RNA, 1368 nt
Organism: Chiloscyllium plagiosum (whitespotted bambooshark)
Lineage: Eukaryota; Metazoa; Chordata; Chondrichthyes; Orectolobiformes; Hemiscylliidae
Biological process (GO): immune response-regulating signaling pathway
Source: RefSeq, a predicted model, not a curated record
GCACAGCAGUCUGCCUUAGUGUCGCAACAAUGCUCGUUCCGACUUAGCAGCUGUCCUGCUCCACACUUCUCAUGUAAUUUUUUUUUGGUAAACUAAUUUGCAAGUGAUUCACACUGUCUUUUGUCUUCCUCAUUGAAAUUGCAGUUUCCCCAGUGGUUUCUAAGAUACUUUCGCGGUGACAUUGAACACUGGAGCCACAUAUUUUUGUUUCCAACGGUUUCUUGCUGGAUUCCCCAUUCUUAACAACGCAUCAGAAUGUUUGCCAGCCUGGUAUUCCUGGCCAUAGUCUGUCUACAAGUUCAGAUGAUCAGGAAUGCAGGUCAGCGUGAACUGCCGCCACCGAUCAUCGUGCUGCAUUCCCACAAUGGCGUCUUUGAGAAAGGUGAUUCUGCCCGGAUGGAGUGCCGAACACCAGGCUCUUAUUCAGGCAGCACAAUCUACUUGGUGCGAGACGGUGUGAGUGCGUACAUGGACCAGCAGACUGUUCCCAGCAGAGAAGACACGGCGUCCUUUGAGCUGGUCAACCUCACAGUUCAACAUCAAGGGGACUAUCGAUGCUUCUACAGGAGAAAGGAGUCCAAUGUUUGGAAGGAUUCCAGACUCAGCACUCCAGUCCGGAUAACAAUCCACGAUCACUCCUUGGAAAAUCAGUCCCCAGGAGCAGCAGUGUUCAGGAAUGUCUGGGCACAAGUUGGCAUGGUUGUAGGAGGAGUUGUGUUGAUCCUCAUUGUAAUCGCAAUGCUGUGGUACAUCUGCAAAAAGAGAGCCAAAUCCCAGAGGAGACACAAUGCAAGUUCCAAUCUCUGGACUGCGUUUGACAACAAUAUCGACAAUUAUGAAGUGAUGAAGAGACGCACCUUAACACUUUCACGAGGUCUGGAUCUGAGGAGUCAAGGAGAUGGAGAAACUGGCUAUUCGGCAAGGCAUAGCACUGAAUUUCUGACUGAUAUGCAGCUUAGUCCUAGAGGAUCACAGAAGAAACCUUUCUUCAUUACAUUCCGAGAGCAGUGACUUGGAAGGACAGUGCCAAAAGAAGCUGAUGACAUGCACGGAUGUCAGAAAAAGUACCACACACCAACGUAGAGAAGCAGAGACACGUUGCAGUUGGAACCAACUCUCUCCGGUUGCCUGCUCACUGAAAUUUGGUGAACACUUUUUAUUUUGUGCAGUGAAUAUUGACGUUUAAUUUUGCCAGUGAUGUCGGUCGACAUUUUCCCCAGCCCAUCCCGGAUGAUAUUCUGUCCAACAUUAAUGUUCCAAGAAGUGUUCAAUUGAAGGUGUGAAAGCUGCUGGUAAUUUAGAUUAGAUUCCCUACAGGGUGGAAACAGGCCCUUUGGCCCAACAAGUCCACACUGAUCCUCUGAAGAG